UGACGUCACAUAUGUAUUCUGUAAGUGUGCAUAAACCUUUACAUGAACCCGAUUUUCACACACAGACAUAGGGACCCGCCAGCUGAACACGCCGAAGUGACAAGGAAAGAGUGCGGUAGUUUUUUGGUGUUCCCAUCCUGGAUAUUACCAUGACUUGAUUGAUGUCGGACACACUACGUGGCCGUUGUCGUAGCUUGAGUACAGGAGUUAAUUUAUUAUAAACCUCCAUGCUCUCUAGAUGUUUACGGCUACAUUAGCGUAUGUUGUGCUGACUUUGAAGGACUGAGGAACUAGUGAAGUACUUAAACACUAAGGUGCUAUAUCCAAGGUUUGAAGAUGUCGUUUGAUGAUGUAUUCAAAGUGUUAGGGGAAUUUGGGACGUAUCAGAAGAGAGUAUAUCUUAUGCAGUGCGUGCCGCAAAUCUUCAGUGCUAUUCAGACAUGUCUGUCCAUCUUCAUUCUAUUCACCCCCGAGCACAGGUGUAGUAUUCCAUUGUAUGAUAAUGACACGUUCCUGGUUCAAAGCAUUCGACACCAGGUCAUGCUCAACUUGUCCAUUCCUUACGAGGAAGAUGUAGACCAAUACGGACGUCCAACCACACAGGUUUCUAGAUGCAACGUCAGAAGAAGCAUCCCAUGGAACAAUGAUACCGACGGAAACUCUUCCUUUGUAACAUACCAGUGCCAUUCAUUUGUAUUUGACACGACAAUAUUUCAAAGUACUUUUACAACCGAGGACAAUCUUGUCUGUCAAAGGAAGAAAUACAUUGUACAUGCCACGAUGUCCUUUAUGGCUGGCUUCACAGUGGGGUCGCUUUUACUUGGAAUAAUGGCGGAUGUGGUUGGACGUAAAAAAGCGAUGAUCCUCAGUAUCGUGUUGUAUAUCAUUCCAAAUAUCAGUGGCAGCUUUGUUACCAGCUUUGAGCAGUUUGUCAUUUGUCGGUUCCUGUCGGGAGUUUCCGUAGGUGGUCUUCUCGGAACUGGCUUCGUUAUGGGACUGGAGUUUGUGGGCCCAAGCAAGAGAAUGUGGGCUGGAAUCGUGAUUGAACUGUUUUGGGCCAGCGGGACCAUGCUGCUAGCCCUACUCGCCUACCUUAUUCGAGAUUGGAAAUAUCUCAAUCUUGUCGUUUCUGUACCUCCAGUUUUGUUUUUAUCAUAUAUAUGGGCAUCACUAAGAAUACCUCCAAAUGAAGUGAGGAUUAUGCCAGAGUCCGUCCGAUGGUUAUUAAUCAAAGGUCGGACAGAUGAGGCGAUGGAGAUAAUUCAGCACGCUGCACGUGUGAACGGGGUACAUGUACCCAGUAACAUAUUACUGAAAGGAAAAGAGGAAGAAAAGAUAGAACCAGAGGAACCGUCGUCGUGUUUUCCAGUUUGCAAACUCUUCUCGACAGCUAAAAUGGCGGGACGGACAUCGAUCAUUUUCCUCAAUUGGGCAGUGUGCAGUUCCGUGUUUUAUGGAUUAAGUAUAAAUGUUGGAAACAUCAGCGGAAACAUAUUCCUCAACUUCUUUCUAAUCAGUGUGGCUGAAUUGUUGGGUUUCCUCAGUCUGCUGUUCGUCCUCAAUAGGUUUGGCAGGCGACCAGUGUAUAUCUUUUCCGUUGUCAGUGCAGGGGUGUUUUGUGUGUGCACAACGUUCCCCGUCAUCUUCGGCUCUCCGGAGAUACAAUGGGUUGCCGUAUUAUUAGCAACAAUUGGCAAAGUCGGUGCUUCGGCAUCGUUUGCCACGGUGCUUUUGUUUUCAGCGGAGUUAUUUCCGACCGUUAUCAGAAACUCCGCUAUGGGAGCUGCCUCUUUCUGUGCAAGAGUUGGCGGGAUGGUAUCGCCGUAUAUUGUAGAUCUCGCUCAAAGUGUCGAUGGAGACUUUGGAAAGGCCCUUCCCAUGAUCAUAUUCGGUCUUUGUGCCAUUUUAUCGGGACUAUUGGCAUAUUAUCUCCCAGAGACACUACACGAAAACCUACCAGAGACAAUAGCCGACUCAAUGAAAAAACCACGAAAGUCAAGACCAGACAUCACAGCUAUAGACGUUAAUACAAACCAACCAUUGAUGAAUGGGUACAAUGCACAAGAAAAUGAAACUACAGCUUAGUAGGUGCAGAUUAAAGUAUCAAUAGAAACACACUAUGAGAGACGAAAGGAAGCAACAACAAGUCAAACAGAAUGGAUAUUUUAAGACAGAUGCAAAAUACUAACCUACGUUUCAUAAUAUCUACGAUGUAUUUUAACAUUCCAAAUGCACAAGCUAGUCAUCAGUAUACAUGCUAUAUUGUGCAUUACACAUGUUAUGCAUAUCAGAGUUAUCUCCCUUCUCUAAAGAAAAAUGAGAACCAAAACAUAUUUCAGUGAUAAAAUGUCUCAAGAUUCAAAUCAAUCAUUACAUUUAAAAUUAACAUAUUGCUAUGAAUUGUUCUAUCGUAGUGUUGGGGACCUUUCAGAUAACUCGCUUAAUAUAGUUUUUGUUAAAGAACAAAUUUGGACAGGAAAAGUCUACGACUAAAAUAUGAAUUGUCCUUACUUCUGAGAUUCAUCAUAAUGACGCUGAUCGCCAUGAAGCGCUAUUUGGCUAUGCAACAAAUUACACAGAAAUGACACACUGCCUUCUGUUUGAGGUUAUCUACCGCCUGCAUCUGAUGCCAAUUUGAAAGACCUCAAAAUACGGAAUUAUUCGAUUCAUAUGCUGCAUCGAAUCCACACCACAAUGCUCUUAUCGUAUAAAACCACGAGGGUUAGGGACAUUCACGUGAAAUUAAUUGGAACAAUAGCUAAGGCACACUGGACCGAAUCAUAUGGCCAAUUUUAAUCUAGGUUAUAAUCUUAGGCCAGGCUCUGCCGAAACAAAAUGCAUCAUUACCCGCCUAUUUCAAGGGCACGAUACGCGUUUCAGAUUAAUGAGGAAUUUGGUUCUGCUUUCUGUCCUAGAAACGCCUGUUUGGAGGAAAUUACAUUAUAUCUUACUCUAUUUUUCAAUCCGAUUUAUUUUCUAUUUCAUUAAAUCGACGUAAAUUUAAUUUCAGAAAAUUUUACCCUGAUUGAUGACUAUGUCGUGUUAUAAGCAAAUACAUCAUCAAGGUCAUUCCGGUGGAAUAAGGUAUGAAUAUUAAAUAUUAUAGAAUGACAGUCCUGCGGAAAUUGACAUCAGCAAUAGCUGAUUAAAUUGUAAUAUUUGCAAAAGAAAACAGCAUGCUUCCUACGUCUUUAAUACUCCAUUAUACAUGUAGUAACUACUGGAUUGUGUUCGAUAAGUACCUUCGCCAAAUUUAUCUCAUAAAACUAGAGAUAAUCAUUUGAAAGCGUAUUAAAAUCAACAUGGAGUGAAAUAUAUGUGCUUUAUAAAAAUGUGAUUAACAUUUUCUCGCAAUGAUUUUCAAUUGGUAAUUAUCGAUGACUGCAUAAAAAGUACGUAAGCGAUCGUUGGUUGGUUCGUCGAUUGAUAAUUAGGUUAUAAAACCCGGUUCUUAAUAUAUACAUAUAUAUAUUUAGUACAGUUAAAUUACGUUCAACAAUACAAAACCAGUAUGGGACACAUUUUUAUAUACGUCAAAAUAAGCAAGCUAAAUCUGGUAUAGAUUUAUCGAUUUCCUAUGCAAUUUGGUUGUGUGUUUUUUGUUUGUUUAAUAUGACAUUUUAUGCACGGUUUGACACAUAUAUCAGAAAAUGCCUUUUCUAUUUUUACACAAAUGACUGUGUUCAUUUAAAUGUUAUGCUCAUCAGUCAACCAUAGUCUUUAUCAUGUUUUGUAUGUUUUGUGAUAGUUUUUCUGAAUAAUGCUCAGGUGUAUGCAAUUAAAAAAAACCUGCACCUGAGUGGUGAAUAUUAAUACAGAUAUGAUUUGAAGUACCUGUAUAUUGUUAAUCUAAUUAACCAUACCAUGUAAGGUAUCUCGUGAAUUAUACUUUAAGAUACAUGUACACAGAUGAUACAAUGUACAACAUUGAAUAUUGCUCACUUCAAUAAUCACACGAGGGCAGAUAUAUUAGUAAAGCCUUUUGGAUACAUUCGUGUAACAUAUUCAUAUAAGUGUCUGAAUACAGUUUGGUAAGAUAAUAUAUGUUAUCGAGUAUCUUUGUAUUGAUCAUUUAGAAUCGUGUAACCAUAUGACGGUACAUUAUUGCUCCCUUUGCAUUGUUCGCUUAGAUCUAUCAAAUAUCAGUGUCUUAGAAUUACUUAUCUGGAUAAAAAAACUCGUUUGACAACAGGUAUCGGAGUGGUGUCUAUUCAGAAACCCAAAUGGUGUUAUAUACUUUUGGUUUAUAUGUGAUGACAGGUGUCUUAGUAAAUUAAGAUAAUGUUUGAUUGGUUUAGCGUACUAUGAUAAGCUAAUGUCAUGUGCACCCAUGUGUGUAACGGUGUGUGUGCAGGAAACGGUAUGUUUGUGUAUUGAAAUAGUUCGGAUGAUACAGAAUUCCGCGUGCUAUCUAGCUGGAAGCAUAAUAAAUAGAGUAUGUCUUGUGCAUGUAAUAAGCUAUAUAUAUUGAAAUUGGUUCAGCACCGAUCCGUCUGCCAAUAUGACCUACUAUAUCACUGAUAUUUCAUAAAGGUUGGUUAGUUUUGAAGGGUUAACCUCUUAUCAACAGCUAAGGUAAGGAAAGGGCCUGCCUCCAUGUGUGUUGUGUAUGCGUGCAUAUGUGUGUGUAUGCUGGAGGCAGGGUAUGUGGGCGCAUUUGCCGCCUUGUGAUAACACUGAUGCCGACUUUAAAGUGCUAUUUCGCUACUACCAUACCAAAGGCACAUAUCACAGAGUUUCACCCAGUCACGUAAUACUGACAACUGGUGAACAAUUUACAUUGCAGCGGUUGUUUAUAUAUUUCAAUAAGCUACUGUAGAUUUCACAUUAAAUAUGUAGUCAACUACUUUUAUCAGUCGACACUUUUGUAUUCUCGAUAAUGUCUUCAUUUAAAAAGACUUUAUAUUUUUUUAUUUCUUCAUGAAAAUAAAAUAAAUGUAUUACACUUCUUGACGAUACAUAUUCCAGUGAUGUAUUUGGUAAAAUGUUUUGCUUAUUGAAUUAUUAAGGCGUUGGAUUGUAUAAGGGAAAAAGACGUAUGUUGUUUGCUUAAACUACAAACAAAUUUAUAAAACAGACUUUUGUCUUUAAGCACUUCGCGAUUAUUAGCAUUAUCGCUAGUGCAGGCAGCCAUUGACACAAUUCGUACUUGUUUAUAUUUGUAUAUUCUCAAUGCUAUAAAGAAUGCAUGUAACUCUACUAUAUGAAGUUUAGUUUGGGCAUCUGUAUUCCAAGUUUAACCGGUUUUUUUUACGGAGAAGGACAACAUACUCUUAUACACAUGUACUAUAUCAUUUGCGUAAAUAGUUUUGUGAAAGCUCAUACCAAGACUACCCAACGCCAUGUUUGUGGCCAUAUACAUCUCUUUAUGUAUGUUUAUUCUUCAAAUAUAUAUCUUUUGCGUGUAUAUUGCGUGACGUCGUAUGAUUCUAAUACACUUUUACCAUUAAAUAUUUUGUUAGGCUGAAAUUGACACAAUUGUAAUAAUAAAUCAAACGUAAACCCUGUCUACACGUGACCUCUGUAUUCGGGUUUAUAAAUACAAAGAAAACGUGACUAGAGGUGAUCAGAUAGCUAAACACAAACUUUCAGCAAAAGUUGAGACGUCCUAUGAUCCUAGUGUUCUUAAAUCCGGGAAACGUUAUUGUCAAGAACCACCAAAAGGGCAGCACUGAAAAAAAUGCAAAUAUGCAGCAUUUACACUCUCAUUGUCCGAGUGGUUUUGUAAACUUGUCAUCUGCAGAUCUUGUGUCAUUUUUUUUCAUGUGUUUGGGUGUGAAAACCAAUGAGUUAUUCCUGAUCUUCUCGUAGCUACAUUGUCGGAUAAACAUGAAUAUUUAUGUGCCGUCAGCGUAACAAUGAUGUAUUAGCUUUCGGUAACAGCAAAUCUUACCAACUAGUUGAACAAAAGCAAGAUAUCAGGACCUACUAUCGACCCCUAACACACACACACACAAAACGCAGGGAUUUUUGUCACAUGGUGUAAGGCACUCUGUCGUUAUCUGUUACUCAGAUAUGUUUAUAGAAAAUUUGUAGCCGUUAAACAAUGGUUAAUGUGAGUGAUCUGUUAGCAUUUCUAUUCUUUACAGCAUUGAGUGUAUGUACUGCACAAUUGUGUGAAUUAAAAAAAAAAGUUGUUUUCUGUUUGUAUUUUGCACAUAUUAAGACAUCACAUUAUAAUUUACCAGCAAUGAAGGAUAUUCCUAUGUUUAUAAAUAUAUAGUACAUGUAAUAUGGUAUUGCAUACACAAAGCAUAACUUUAUUUUACAUCUUUUAUACCAGGUAAACAGUGUACAGUUGAGUUGUAUAUAUGAUACAUGUAAAUGUGAAACAUUUGAUUCUCAAGUCGAACUGUCUUUUUUCUGGAAUUCUCUUGAUUAAUAAAUUCAUCUGAUGUAUUUACGUGUUUGUG
Mizuhopecten yessoensis (Yesso scallop) is the source of this 6413-nucleotide messenger RNA. Its product is annotated as organic cation transporter protein-like. Gene Ontology annotation, cellular component: membrane. Gene Ontology annotation, molecular function: transmembrane transporter activity. The record is from RefSeq and is a predicted model, not a curated record. The transcript has 12 exons. Lineage: Eukaryota; Metazoa; Mollusca; Bivalvia; Pectinida; Pectinidae. The coding region runs from base 337 to 2085 and encodes 582 amino acids. Gene Ontology annotation, biological process: transmembrane transport.